Molecule: messenger RNA, 3513 nt
Organism: Strongylocentrotus purpuratus (purple sea urchin)
Lineage: Eukaryota; Metazoa; Echinodermata; Echinoidea; Camarodonta; Strongylocentrotidae
Exons: 3
Coding region: 80-2287 (735 amino acids)
Source: RefSeq, a predicted model, not a curated record
UAGUAGCAGCCACUGUAUUUCCUACCAGUACAUUCCAGCAAUCAUAUAAACCAGAUUAAAUGGUCUCCCUGCUAGAGAGAUGGACAACGACUUGGACAACACCCUCUCCUGCCCGAUUUGCUACGAGCACUAUGGUAUCCCCAAGGCACUUCCGUGUCUCCACACAUUCUGCAGUAGAUGUCUUCAGCAGAUUGCUGAUGGAUACAUGACCAUAACCUGCCCUAUCUGCAGCACAGUUCAUCAACUCCCAACCAAUGGGGUUGAUGGAUUUAGCACCAACUACGCACUGGCUGACGUCAUGGUGGACCUCAAAUCACCGAAAUUCAAGGAGGUCAUGAACAGGAAGAAUAAAGUCGAAGAAGUGCAGGACAUUGUCAAAAGGGAAGGAAAGAAUCUCAAGCACUUGGUUGAGGUUGUCCACACACCGCUUCUGCAAAGCAUCACAUCAUUGAAAAGGGGUGCCGUCCAGCAAAAGAAGGAGAAGGUCAAGUUGGUGAAUGAGUUGUACGACAGCAUCAUCGCUCAUGCCGAAAAGGAGCGGGAGAGGCACAUCAGCGGGGUGGAGAAAAGUAGCAGCGUCGCCAUGAAAUACUUCGACGACGCUCAGAGUGUGAUUUUGAAGGAAAAAAUGAAGAUCGAAUCCUUCUACACAACAGCUUCGCGCAAAUCGUACACGGACAUGGAGGAGAUGGAUCUAAAGGACUUCUUGCGAGAUGCAGCAGAGCACAACCGAGGUGGUAGAAGAAUAGCAACGGAACACUCCCAUCUCAUGUGGAGUGAUGUUGAUAUCUCCGAGGAUAAAGAUCAGAUGCGACAGAUUCAUUCCAGUCUUGGAGACAUCGUUCGGGUUCAUGGAAACAAACGUUCUCACCGUCCCCGGAUCGGGACCAUGGAGAAUGGCAAGAACGGUAGACCUUCCCGUCGAUCGAACAGAAGUAAGAGUGAACCACACCCAGAUGCAAUAGAAGCAGCUUGUCUGCCCAAGGUAGAUAGGAAGAAGUUAAGUGACCCUGUUCGUAAUGUCGUCGAUUCUGUCCUGCAGAUGAUACGGAGAGACAACCAUCGUGUAUAUGGCGAGAAGAAAAGUGACUCUAACUCGACCAGAAAUGCCACUCCGAAAAGACCACUUGUUAUUCCUACGCCCCCAGCAAAGAGAAGCUUGUUUGAUCCGCCUCCCUAUUUGCGUAGAUCGAAGUCAGAUGAGGAGCCGCUAGUCGUUCCUAGAUCCCAAGCAACUGAAUCAGCACCUAGACGGUCUAAUAGUACUCAAUCUACAGCUUCGGGUAACAGCCAUAGUUCAGGAACACCCUCCAUUCAAGGACAGCAAGGGCCUCAGAAACCACCUAGAGCUGCCAUUGAUUCUAAAUUGCAUUCGCCAUGCGGAAUUGCUAUCACUGCCGAUGAUGAAUUAAUGAUAGCAGAGCGCCUCACGGGUAUAAUCAGACUCACCCAUCCUCGAUGUCUGCGGACGCAAAGGAAUGUCAAACCGUUCAGAGGUCACAUCGAUGAAGCCAAAACACACGCACUCUUUGACCUCACCGUGCUCCCUAAUGGAGAUGUCGCUGUCACAGACUCAAGCCUCAAAAAGAUAAUCUUCCUGCAGAAGUUAAACAACUACGGAGCACCUCAACAGAUCUGGAUGCCGCACGACAUGGUUCCUCGCGGUAUCACCAGCGACAACGCUUGCAUGUAUGUCUGUGAUGCUGGCAACGGCUGCAUUCAAGUGUACACCCAUACAGGGAAGCACUGUAGCAGCAUUGAACUAGACAAUCUCACAACGGAUCGGUCACCUGCCAUCUCCGAGGUGUGUCCUCAGUCCAUUACAGUCAGUCCUAAUGGAAACAUCCUGGUGAGUGACAUCAUCAAUCGAUGUCUGUACCUAGUUCUGCGCACCGGCGAGAUCAGCAGGCUGUCCAUGAAGUUCACCACACGAAAUGGUCUUCGCUGCUCGACGUCCCCCAACGAGGCCGUCCCUCGUGGCGUCUGCUGGCUCGACGACCACCACGCGCUCAUCGUAGAAGACAACAGCCAGGAAGUCCUCUUCGUCAAUGUCCUAUCUAUGGAAUUGCUCCGCGUGAUACGACGACUGGAGUUCAUCUCUCUUCAGGGUAUGGUACUUGAUUCGUCAGGACAAGUCCUCAUCACGGACAUCGAGAACAACCGAAUCCACGUGAUUACCAAGUCAGACGUCUCUUCGCGUGGGCCGGGACACCAUGCACAACCCACACGGCGCUCAAGGAGUCUGACAAGAGAGGAUACUCUUCAUGCUCAGGGUACAUUAGUGUGAGUUAAUCUAAAUCAAAAAACCAACACAAUCGCAGUUCCAGUUCUCUAAUGUAUAUCCCUUAGAAAUUAUGUUCAGAUUAUGUAAUACGUAAUUGCAAUGUUGACACAUUUCAAAAGAAGAUGGAUAAGGCUAUUGAAAUUGCCCAUAGUUGAUUUCUCGAAUGUCUUUGCAAUCGUGUUAUAUUUGAUAUGUCAUCGUGAUCUUGUGAUCUUGUGUAAUGGCUAUAAUUUAUUUCCGCCUUGAAAAGGAAUUUACAUUCGGUCUCAUCAUUCAUGUUAAUUAAGGCUAUCAUUUAGCUCUGCAUCUAUAAUUACAAAUUUGAAAGAGGAAGCGAUUGGAAAGUUACCCACAUCAUUUAUCAUAUUUUCACGGCAACUAUUGUACUCAACAUUACUUCGAAAAUGAUGUUAAUUUGUUAGAAAAAAUAGAUCACAGAAGAUUUCAACAAGCUGAAAGCGCGUCACAGUAUUUUCCUCCAGACUUUCAGAUUAUAAUAUCAUUGUUCAUAGCAGUUAUUCCAAUAUUCCAUUUGCUUCGCAACUUAACAUAAUGAACACAAUCAUUAGGCUUUUUUUGUUUCGUUAGUUUUUUUUUUUAAUUCAAACAUUCACUAUACUUUACUUACUAGCGUUAUAAUGAUGUGAAUCGACAAUCACUAACCAAUAUUCUUGAAUUUUGAAUUAGAAAGUACUUUAAUACAAUGUUAAUAAUGAAAAACCUAUUUGAUGAAACACUGUCAAAAUAAUACAAAUUGAUAUCAUUGUUAAACUUUGGGGAUGUCUAUUCAGUCCCGUAGAGCAAUUAAGAUUUGCAAUAUUAAGACUUUUCGUAUAAGGUUACUCGUUUUUAAUAAAAUCUUCUUGUAUUUUAGUGAUUGUGUUUAGCACAAACUGUCGUGGCUUUAAGUAAGCACUGCAUUAUAGGAGCAAACGAUAUUGAAUUUGAAUCAAAUAAUUCAUUAUUUUAUGGAAAUUUAUAUCACAACAUUCCUAAAAUUGCGUGGACAUUACUGAACAUUCUGUAAAUAGGUAUAAUCCAAAGAUCCAUUCACUCAUCAUUUUUCUUAAUUACUUUAAAGUUAAUUGCUAUUACUUUUUAUGUGUACAUGUAACAUAUUCAUAGCAUUUUAAAAUAGUUGUAGAGUAGCCGGCCACUGCGCCGCACUACUGUUACGUCAUAGAUACUCACGAUGUUUAUAUCAAAAUUAUUUUCUUCUUGUCUCUGAA